This is a messenger RNA of Anguilla rostrata (American eel), 6820 nucleotides long. RefSeq names its product inactive histone-lysine N-methyltransferase 2E-like. The transcript is spliced from 24 exons. The coding region runs from base 626 to 5095 and encodes 1489 amino acids. NCBI's taxonomy places the organism in Eukaryota, Metazoa, Chordata, Actinopteri, Anguilliformes, Anguillidae. The record is from RefSeq and is a predicted model, not a curated record. Gene Ontology annotation, cellular component: Set3 complex; Rpd3L-Expanded complex. Gene Ontology annotation, biological process: regulation of DNA-templated transcription.
UACCAAAGCAAAGUGUACACCAUUUAUUUUAAUUACCUAUGCGGUAUGCUACAAAUAUAAGUAACGUUAGCCUCUCACUUUUAACUUUUUUGCUCCGGCGACCGUACAGGUGGCCACACGCUGUAUUUCGGGUUAAACGUGCAGAUGAUAAAAUUGCAGUCAGCACAACGGGGCUUUUGUUUACAUAGCUUAGCUAGCGUUAGCUAUUUCAGUAACAUUAACUGUAUUCGAGUAACUCAAACACGUAGCUAGCUGUCUCCACCGACACACACGUCGAAAUAACGUAAUCCGAAUGUAUUUCAAACGAUUAAUCGUCAACGUUAGUUAGCUGUUUUCAGUUAGGUACGCCCAUUGAACUGGUUCGUUUGUUUUUUUAAAACGAUUAUUAAAAACGAUAUCACCAGCGUUGUUAUCAGCUAACUUUAUCUUAGUAUUAUUAGACUAGUUCUUUUGCACAGCUACAUAAAGGAGGCAUUCUUACGGUGCGUUCGGGUCCGAGGGUUUCCCCGCUGGAGUUUACCAAAAGCAAGCUUGGUGGAUGCACUUAGAUGUGUGCAAUGAGUGCUGUGGCUGGCGCGCCCCGGAGUUUCGGAUCCCCCCGCUCUGCGCUCCGUAGGAGAACGUGAUGAGCACGGCCGUCCCAGGAGGGGUGCGCUCCACGGACACCUCGUCUCUGGACAUGGCUGCGGGCUCAGACAGGCCUGAGUCAGUAGAGGCCUUCCCUGUAGUUGUGGAGAAGUCCGGCUACCAGAUCUGCAGCAGCAGCUCCAGUUACUCACACAACUAUAUCGGCCUGCCCUAUGCGGACCACAACUAUGGCGCUCGGCCCCCGCCCACGCCGCCCGCCUCGCCCCCGCCCACCCUUCUGCUCCGGGGCGGGGAGGGGCUCUUCACGCCGGCCAAUCAGGACGAGGCGUCGCGCGGCACCUCCUUCAGCACCUCAGAGGACAGCAGCUACGGGGCCGACAUCACGCGCUGCAUCUGCGGCUUCACCCACGACGACGGAUACAUGAUCUGCUGCGACCGCUGCAGUGUGUGGCAGCACAUAGACUGCAUGGGCAUAGACAGGCAGCACAUCCCCGACACGUACCUGUGCGAGCGCUGCCAGCCGCGCUGCCUGGACAGAGAACGCGCCGUCCUGCUGCAGACCAGGAAGAGGGAGAGCCUGUCCGACGGGGACACCAGUGCCACAGAGAGUGGGGAUGAGAUUCCCCUGGAGCUGUACACGGCGUUCCAGCACCCGCCCCCCAGCAUCACCCUCACCGCCACGCGGACCCCCAGCAAACCUGUCGACAAGAAGCGCAAGAAGAGCGGCGACAAGGAGCCCGGGCCUGGCCCCGCCCGAGCCAAGAAGGCGUUUCGCGAGGGGUCCCGGAAGUCAUCCAGAGUCAAGGGCUCUGCUCCGGAGCUGGACCCCACGGACCCCCCCUCCCCAUGGGAGAGUAAGAUGAGGGUGUGGAUGGAGCAAUAUGAAGAGGCCAAGAGCAACCAGUACAGUGAGGACAUGCAGCUGCUCCUCAGAGUCAAGGAGACCAGAGACGCCAAGAGCCUCACCUGCAGCACACACACUGCUGCCUUCAAGCCCCCUGCACAGAGUCAGGUGCAGAGGAACAGGAGGAUUCUGAGGGCGGUCUGUGACCUGGCCCCUAACGCCCUCAUCAUGGAGUAUCGGGGGAAGUUCAUGCUACGCCAGCAGUUUGAAGCCAACGGCUGUUUCUUCAAGAGGCCGUACCCCUUCGUGCUCUUCUACUCCAAGUUCCACGGGCUGGAGGUGUGUGUGGACGCCCGCAGCUUCGGCAACGAGGCCCGCUUCGUCCGCCGCUCCUGCACCCCCAACGCCGAGGUGCGUCAUGUGAUCGAGGACGGCACGCUGCGCCUGUACAUCUACUCUCUGAGGCACAUCGGCAAGGGCAGCGAGGUCACCAUCGGCUUUGACUACGACUACGGCAACUGUAAGUACAAGGUGGACUGUGCGUGUCUGAGGGGGAGCCCGCACUGUCCGGUUCUGAGGCAGAGCGCGGAGCCCACGGAGAACCUGGGUUCGGGGAACGACGCGCGGCGCCGGCGGGCCAGCAGAGACAGGGUCCCGUCCCGCGAGGGCGAGGCCACGCAGAACCAGAACAUCACCCUGGACUGCGACAUCGCCAACGGCAACGCCAAGGGCAAGGCCCCCUCCGACGCCAAGCACAGGAGACUGUCCCCGCUCCGCCUGUCCAUCUCAAACAACCAGGAGCCUGAGUUGAUAGAGGAUAUGGAAGAGCAGAGCUCCAUUAGCAAUGACGUAGAGAUGGAGUCAGAGGAGCAGGCUGCCGAGAGGAGGAGGAAGAUGACGCGGGAGGAGAGGAAGAUGGAGGCCAUCCUGCAGGCGUUCGCGCGCAUGGAGAAGAGGGAGAAGAGGCGGGAGCAGGCCCUGGAGAGGAUCGGCACCAAGACCGACCUGAAGGAGGAGCCCCCCGCCACGCCCGAAAUGGAGAGCCCAGCCGCGCUGCAGCCGGCGCUGGAGGCGCUGAAGGAGGAGCCGGUGCCGGUGGCGGUGUCCAUGGCGGCGAAGGUGAGCCGGGCGCGGCAGCGUAAGAGCCUGUCGCGGAGCCGCACGCACGUGGGGCAGCAGCGCCGCCGCACCCGCAGCCUGAGCGUGUGCUCCGAGCCGCCGCCCGCCUCGCCCGGAGACCCCGCCCCCGCCCCCGCCCCGCCCGCCGAGCCGCCGGACGCCCAGCCCCCCGCCACGCCCGAGCCCGAGGCCCCGCCCGCCCACGCCUACACCCACGACCCCGACGCCACCCCGCCCCACAGCGGGUCCCCGGCGCCCCCCUGCCGCUCCGCACACAGAUACCCCAAAACCAAGAAGCACUUGGUGAGCGAGUGGCUGGGCGAGAGGCCGGAGGAGCCGGCUCCGGAGCGCCCCCUGCGGGUGAGCAGCGACCCCGAGGUGCUGGCCACGCAGCUGAACGCGCUGCCGGGCCUGGGCUGCAGCCCGCAGGUGUACGGCACGCCCAAGCACUACGUGCGCUUCUCCUCGCCCUUCCUGGGUGCCCGCGGCAACCCCGGCCCCGCCUCCACGCCUGCCACGCCCGCCCCGCCCGCCGGGCGCCGCCGCUCCCGCGAGCUGCCCGAGACCCCGCCCACCUCCGGCUCCUGCAAGAAGCGCUGGCUCAGACAGGCUCUGGAGGAGGAGAGCUCCCCCAGGCACCCGGGCCUGACCUCCCCCAGCGAGGGGCCCCUCAGCCCCUGCCUGAACGGAGACCCACACAGCCCCCUGCCCUACAGCGCAGGCUGCAGUUUACCAGAGCUCCCAGCCCCUCUGAAGAAGCGGCGCUUGUCCCCUCUGGACUCCUGUGUGUCUGAGGGCUCCACGCCCUACGGCUCGCCCUGCGCCACGCCCUGCGCCACGCCCUGCGCCACGCCCUGUGCCACGCCCUGCGCCACGCCCACACGCAGCGAGGUGCCAGACACGCCUGGGACGCCCCUCCCCCUGGCCACCCCGCCCCGCCCCCGCGCAGAGGAACAGGGCUCUGAUCCCGCCCCCUCUACUCCUACACACACACCCCAGGCACCUCUCCAUGCUGUCCUGCAGGAGAGCGAGUCCUCUCCAGAAAUCUCCCCUGAGGAGAGUCACAGACCCGACAGCUCAGAGGGCGAGUGCCCCCCCGCGCUGCUCUCCUCCCCCCAUGCUCAGAGGCCCGGCCUGGACACGCCUCCCCAGGAGACCAGUCCCCGCCCACCCCAGCCCCAACCCCAGGAGUGCGGGGAGGAUGAGGCGGGGGAGGAGGGGCCAGACGACGGUGCCGACGCCCCCCUCACGGACCCGCCCACCCCCUCCUACCCGUCCUGGACCACGAGCCCCUCCCUAAACUCCAACCUGCGGGACCUGACGCCCUCCCACACCCUGGACCAGGGGCUGCUCUGCUGCCCUCCCUCUGAGGACCCCCGCGCCCUGGGAGGGGAUGGGACAGAGGGGGGCAUCGGGGGCUUACACACACCCCCUCAGAAGAAGAAGGUGUCCCUGCUGGAGUACAGGAAGCGGCAGAGAGAGGCUCGGAGGAGCGGCUCCAAUCCCGAGUGCAGCUCCCCCCUCUCCACAGCGCCUCCUCUGGCCAGACUGGGCAGCGCAGCUCUGGAGGACAGCCUCGUUGCCAUGGAGACUGCCCCAGAGCCCCACGCCCACACAAGCAGGGCAGCCUCUGAGGCCCCCCACCCCAGUGAGGUCACAGAGACCCCCCCGCAGGGCGAGAGAGAGGGGGGAGAGGGACACUGGACAUCGUCCACAUCAGUAGAGGAGGCAAGAGAGCGCAGCUACCAGCGCAGCCUGCAGUUUACUGACCACCACAAGGACACAGACAGAGGAGACGCAGAAGGGGAGGCAGGAGGACUGAAGCAGUGCAGCUCCCCCUGCAGGAGCCCGUCCGCCCUCCAGCCGUGCUCCCUUGAUGCUGGUCCGGUGUCAGAAGAGGACAGCGCCCCCUGUGUCCUACCCUCCGUCCAGCAGCCCAGCGUGGCCCCACUGACCCCCACUAUAGCCCAGUGCCCCCCCACAGCAGCCGCUCCGGGUCCGUACCCCGGCCCCUCCCUGCUGCUCCCUCCCCAUCCCCAGCCCCCCCCCACCAGCCCUGCUGCGUACACCCAGUACAGCUUCCAGAGCGCGCCCCCACCCCCUCCGCCCCCCCCUGCCCCCGCGGGGCCCUACCCCGGGCACUUCCCCCCCACCUCCCAGACUCACCACGCCCUGCACUUCCAGAGCUCCGCCCCGCCCCCUCCCCCCCGGCUGCACGGCCUGGCCCCCUGUUCUGCUGGGCUCCGCCCCCUCCCCGCCCCCUCCCCCUCAGAGCCACGCCCCCAGCAGCAGCCCAGCAGCGCCUGCCUCCUGUCCCUGCAGCAAGCCCCGCCCCACCCCCGCCCCGGACCAUCCCUCACGGCCGCGCCCCAUUUCCCGGCCUCGGGGCCUUCCAGACCCCCGCUGCACCCCCCUCCACCUUCCAGGCCCAUCAACAGGGCACGCUCCCGCCCCCUCCCCCGCCCCCACCCCAACAGACUCCUCCCACCCAGACCCUGCCCCCGCGCAGGUACAUUACCUGGUGAAGUGCAGCCGGCGCUGUAGGGCGGGGGCUGAGGGGCGCUGUAGGGCAGGGGCUGAGGGGCCCCUCGCUGGGGGAGGGGGGUGUGCGGAACACUCGCCGAGCUCGUUGAGGUGUGCAGAACCCGGGACUCUUAAACGAGGGUGCUUUUUAAAAGACUUCUUUAAAGAGGGGGAAAAAAGAAGAGACUAAAACAAUCUUGUAAAGAGACUUUCUGUGGAACACAGAGGGAUGGCGGUGCUUGUGGCCCGUUCUCUCUGGCACUGUUCCAACUGAAGACAAUUUUUAUCAUUUCUUUUUUUUUAAUUUUCCUGACCGUGGCUGAAAGCCCUGUUCGUCUGUUCAUCUGUCUGAGUUACUAGUUUUCUGUUUCGUCGUACAUUCCAUAGUCCUGUCCUUUCCUCGACGUUUUUUUACAACCCCAAUUCCAAAAAAGUUGGGACGGUAUGGAAAAUGCUAAUAAAGCAAAAAGGAGCGAUAAUGUAAAUUCUAUUCACCCUGUACUAUAUUGAAAACACUACAACAGAACGUUAUUUGACGUUUUACCUUGUGAAUUUCAUUGGUUUUUGGAAACGUACACUCAUUUCAAAUCUGAUGACUGCAACACGCUCCAAAAAAGUUGGGACAGUCGAGUGUUUACCACUGUGUAACAUCACCAUUUCUUUUAAUAACACUUAUUAAGCGUUUGGGCACUGAAGACACCAGUUGGUUAAGAUUAGCAAGCGGAAUUUUCCCCCAUUCUUCCAUGUGCAGGUCUUCAGCUGCACAGUUGUAUGGGGCCUUCGUUGCCGUGUUUCGCACUUCAAAAUGCGCCACACAUUCUCAAUCAGAGACAGGUCAGGACUGCAGGCAGGCCAAUCUAUCGUUUCCUCUUUCAAAAAACAAUGAAGUUAACUAGGUAAAACAUGAAGUACCUUGUCUUUAUACAGUUUUUGUUUGAAUUCAAGUCAAAAUUUACAAAUUACUGCUUUUUUUUAUUUGCAUUUCAUUUACCGUCCCAACUUUUUUGGAAUUGGGGUUGUGAACGCAUUCGUUUGUUUAUUUAGUGGUUCAUUUUAGCAAAAGGGGGGAAAGUAUUUUGUACAAAAGAAAAUACAGAAUUAUUAUUUUUGUUAUUCCUAUCUGUAACGAUAUCUGUGCAUUUGCUGCAGAGAUUUAGAGAGAAAAAUAUUCUGGGAGAUUGCAUCACUGUCGCCUGGUGUGUGUGUGCGUGCACGUGUGUGUGUCUGUGAGAGAGAGAGUGAGUGAGAGAGAGGAGAGAGUGAACCUAAGCAAAUGUCCACUCGGCUGUCAGUGAAACCUAGCCGAGGUCUUUCCUGUAGGCAGGGCAACUAAUCGUUUAUUUUUGGAUUUGAAGGGUCAUUUGUAGAAAGUGUAAAUGAAUGUAAAAUAGAUGGUUUCAUAGCUGUAAAUAGUGGCUUCUCUCCUUUUCUAUGCUUGUACAUGCCUCCCAUCCCAUUUUGUAAAUCGGAGCACUCUACGCAAAGCUGACUGUUUCUGUGACAGUAGCACUAUUGUAUUUUCUUUUCUGUCUUAUUCUGUCGUUUUUUUUCCCCUUAUUAAUAUUGUGUGUUUUUGUGUGUGGGAGCGUGUGUGUGUAUGUGUGUGUGCGUGCAUGCAUGUGCGUGUGUGUGUGCGCAUAUGUGUGUGCGUGCGUGUGUGUGCGUGUGUGUGGAAGUGUGACUUGCACCGCACUUGUUGCUGUUCUCCUUGCUCAUUAAAAUCACAGUGAUGUCAGUUUUAUACCA